Clupea harengus (Atlantic herring) is the source of this 1604-nucleotide messenger RNA. RefSeq names its product bcl-2-related ovarian killer protein homolog B-like. Gene Ontology annotation, biological process: extrinsic apoptotic signaling pathway in absence of ligand; intrinsic apoptotic signaling pathway in response to DNA damage; release of cytochrome c from mitochondria. Lineage: Eukaryota; Metazoa; Chordata; Actinopteri; Clupeiformes; Clupeidae. Gene Ontology annotation, molecular function: BH domain binding. Gene Ontology annotation, cellular component: mitochondrial outer membrane. The record is from RefSeq and is a predicted model, not a curated record.
UUACACGAGGAUCAACCUCAAUCUCUCUGGCGUCAUUUACUGUUUGUUAUACCUUCGGCUCCUCAUUCAGAAGAUCAGGCAACUUUCAUGACAAUUUAUCUUGAAAAUAUCUUAACAUUCUUUUCCAAUAUUCACACUAAGCUUGGCAUCCUGAAAGAUGAGCGUUGUAGGACUUGUCUUCAUCCAAACGGUUAAUGAAGUCGCUUGUGUGUUUCACUCUUGGCCACCAAUUGGGGUGACUGUUGAGCCAACUUAAACCAACCUCUUCCCUCAGAAGCCAAAUUGUAGGAUAUGUCUGCGCUGCAGUGGGAAACUCGAACAUUUGUAUUUCAAACAAAGGCACUUUGCAUAGAGUACAUUUACUCAAGACUCGCUCGAGAGGAGUUAAUCUACCCAACUGUGGAAUAUGAACAUCUAAAGUCAAGUGGAACACCUGAAGAAGUUUUUGCAGUGCUCCUGAAAUUAGGUGAUGAAUUGGAGACCAUGAGCCCAUAUAUUUAUCGUGAUGUUGCAAAGCAGCUGAACAUUUUGGUUGAUGUGGAGAACAUGGUGUCAGAUGCCUUUUUUAGUGUUGCGAUGGAGAUAUCGUCCUCCGGAAUGACAUGGGGGAAAGUGGUGGCCAUUUAUGCAUUGGCAGGUGCGCUGGCUGUGGACUGUGUGCGGCAGGGCCAAACAGAAAUGAUUUCCACUCUAGUAGACAGCAUGGGAGUGUUUGCUUGCAAGGGCCUGGCCCCAUGGCUUAUCCAGCGAGGUGGAUGGGUGGAUAUUGCAAAUUGUGUUGUCAAACCGGCCCCAAACCUUCAGUCCUACUGGUUGAACAUCCAUAUGAAUUUCAUCACCUCCUGGAAAAACCUUUGGCAGAUAAUGUUCAUUAAACUGACAAAGUCAUGGUGAGAAUGACCUGAACUUGAAUCACUGCUGAAUUUUUCCCCCCUGAGAAUUUCCACUGAACAGUAGUUUUGAGAUUAAAAUGUUUGUAAAGCCUAAACGCGUUUUAAACACAGAGGGCUGAGGGCACAUUGUUUCCUGAAUGAAGGAUGUUUUAUCUGAUGUCGUUUAAACUGAUAUAUUUUUACUGAAAAUCUCUUACCGUGGAAAACCAUGUAUCACAUCAUAAAUUCAUGUAUUACAUUUCACAUUUACAUUAUGUGUUUUUGGGAUGAGUAGGCCGGCACCUGAUACACUUCAAACCACCUCAAGAACGAUGCAUUAAAUCACCAUAAUGAUCUCUUCCUCCCCAAAUGAAUCAUAGCUAGACCAAGCUAAUGUCUGGAAGAUCGUAUAGAUGUGUGUUGAGUCCAUUUGAAAUCAUUUUUCAAACCUAUUUUGGAAAUGUAGUAAUGUCACAAUGGUGUUACAAUUGGUCACUGUAGUGACAGGCAGGACAAACACCAUUGCCCAGUUUUUCUAAAUCUCCAUUUUUGUACUGUCUAGAGUCAGAUUUACUUGCUUUCUCUUUCUCUCAUUUACUUCAUUCAUCACUUAUUCAGUCUCUUAUUCAUUCUAUGAUUAGGCUAUAUAGACUUCUGUUGGACCAAUUAAGAAUAUAUAAUGUAAAAAGAAUAAUUAUUAUACAGUAAAUGAUAAAUAUUAAAAAAGAAAAA